This is a messenger RNA of Penicillium oxalicum, 201 nucleotides long. RefSeq lists its product as uncharacterized. The record is from RefSeq and is a predicted model, not a curated record. Lineage: Eukaryota; Fungi; Ascomycota; Eurotiomycetes; Eurotiales; Aspergillaceae. The transcript has 3 exons. The coding region runs from base 1 to 201 and encodes 66 amino acids.
AUGCCUUUACAAUCACCAUCCGUAUUGACAACUUCUUUGAUUGGCUCUCAGGUAGAUGGCGAGAAAGAUAAAGAGCCCGGGAGAGACCCAGCCAGAUGGGGACUACAGACGCCAUUUCAGCGACUACCUUGGAUACACGGAAGAUCACUCUAUAUCGAUGCCGAGGCUUUCAAAGGUCGAGGUGGAGCCUUUGUCACUUAA